CAUGUGAAGCUCUGGAGGAAAGUGACUGUUUUAGUGUCUGAUGUUUGUGGAGCUUCCUCUCCUGAACAAGCUGCUGCUUCACACACACACACACAUACACAAACAUUCAGACAUAUGUAGUUCUACAUGUUUUCUUAUUUUUUAUCUGUGAAAUUAGAAAAUCAAAGCUGAGUUCUCUCUGGAGCUCCAGCAGCAAAUAUGUUUGCUUAAGUUGUUCCGGCUUCCUGUUAUUUUAAGUUUUUUCCAGAAGGAUCCUUCUACACGCCUUUUAUUCUCUAUAUUUUAAACAAGUAUCAGGUUUUGUGUGAAGCUCGAGGUCAGAGCACCAUGAAGGAGGAGAUCGCCGCCGCCGUGUUCUUCGUGGCUCGGCUGGUGAAGAGGUACGGAUGUCUGGACGCCGACGGCAGGGAGCGCUUCGCCGCGGCCCUCACCUCCGUUCUGUUUGAGAACUACAAGAACCACUGGCACCCCAACGCACCCAGCAAGGGACAGGCCUACAGGUGUCUCCGUGUGAACCGCGUUCAGCUGCAGGACCCGGUUCUGCAGCAGGCCUGCGACCGGGGCGCCGUGCGGAGCGACGACCUGGGCCUCCCCCAGGAGCUCACGCUGUGGGUCGACCCCGGAGAGGUGUUCUGCAGAUACGGUGAACAAAGCACGCCGUUCUGCGUCUCGGUGGUGGAUAGCUGCCGGCGUGCCGAUGGGGAAUUUUCCCGCCGCAUCCAUGAAGCCGUGGAGCGGGCGAGCCUCGACGUCCAAUCGGGAAGCUCCUCGGACGAGGAUGAAGGGGGCGGAGACAGCAGCAUGAGCAGCUGCAACCUAUCAACGAUCUCCGUUUCAGUCGCACCAAGCAAACCCAAAACCAUCCCGACUGUCAGCAACCCCAACAGCGUCUACCGGUUCAGUGAGUUUACUCCGGGCGCCCCUCAGACCUGGCUGAGGGAGAAGAGGAAGGCCUUUACUGCCGAUGCGUUCCCACCACACCCUCCUCACCCUCCACACCCUCCUCACCCUCCUCCCCCGGUUGGAGGUCCGACCCUCCAGUUCUCCAUCCAGAAGGGCUUCAAGUCCAAUCGAGCCUCGUUCACCUUCACCGGGCCUCGUGUGGACAAGUACCACUGGGUCAGCAAAUCCCGAUAGAACGGCCCGAGGCGUCGACCUCGAACCCAACUCGGGUUCAUCAACGCGACAUCGACCCGUCUGAGGGAGAAAAAAGAGACUUAAAAGGAUAAAGUUUACUAUUUGUGUAUGAUUUAAAGUGUUAAAAAUUUAAAUUAAUGCUAUUUAAGCAUGUUUUUAAACAUUCCAGUAUUUUAAAUGAUUAUCCCUUCUAUGUGUUUUUGUUCUUUUAACUAAAAUUAAAGUAAGUGUGAAUAAAGUAACAUUGAACUGUCGUUGAAAAGAAAUAAAUGCGUCCCGUCAGCUCUGCUGGUUAUUCUAAA
This is a messenger RNA of Anoplopoma fimbria (sablefish), 1439 nucleotides long. It is a transcript of the gene btg4, whose product is annotated as B-cell translocation gene 4. The record is from RefSeq and is a predicted model, not a curated record. Gene Ontology annotation, cellular component: nucleus; cytoplasm. NCBI's taxonomy places the organism in Eukaryota, Metazoa, Chordata, Actinopteri, Perciformes, Anoplopomatidae. The coding region runs from base 328 to 1137 and encodes 269 amino acids. Gene Ontology annotation, biological process: negative regulation of cell population proliferation; negative regulation of mitotic cell cycle. The transcript has 4 exons.